Molecule: messenger RNA, 3297 nt
Organism: Onychostoma macrolepis
Lineage: Eukaryota; Metazoa; Chordata; Actinopteri; Cypriniformes; Cyprinidae
Exons: 5
Coding region: 317-1123 (268 amino acids)
Source: RefSeq, a predicted model, not a curated record
CUGCACGUUCAACUGGAGUGUAAUGAGUGUGGACAGUACAGGCUGCGGAUGGAAUUCCGAGCGCUGCUGGGGAGAGAGAGAAAUGGAAACCCCGGAGUGGAUCUGGAGCCAGCAGACUCAUCAAUGCAUUUAGCGCGGAUUGAAAUCCACGCCGAUAGCAUACAGUAGCCUUGGCAAGACUGGCACCUCUCGUGAACUUCCCUGAAGUGCGUAGGUUCAUUUGGAUCACAACUUUUGUAGGCUAGCUUCCAUAGGGAGGCUCCUGGAUUAUUGCUUUCAUUUUAACCUAAAAAGCUGUCAACUAAAAGUUGUGAAAAUGAAGCUUCUCUUUUAUUCGCUUGCAGUGAUCUUGUUUUUACUCGACCACGGUGCAUCUGGUGUUGGAUCAGAUGAAGUGUCUGUGUCAGUGAUGAAGGGAGAUUCAGUCAUUUUUCACACUGGUGUUGAAACAAACCAACAAGAAGAUAUUAAAUGGUAUUUCAGAAACACUCGCAUUGCACAAAUCAGAGGAGAUCUCGGUUAUAUCUGUACAGAUGUUAAGUGUAAUAAAGGCACUGAAAGAUUCAGAGGCAGGCUGAAAUUGGACAAUCAGACUGGAUCUCUGACCAUCAUGAACAUCACAAACACAGACUCUGGAGUUUAUGAACUGAAGAUCAUCAGAAGCAGCAGCAGCAGUGAAAAAAACUUCAAUGUUAUUGUUAAUACUGUUCCUAAACAUGAUGAAGUGAAGACAAACAAGGGAGAAUCUGUCACUUUAGAUUCUGGUGAAAUGAGAAAACCAAAUCAUGUGAUGGCUUGGUUUUUUAAAGACAGUCUCAUCGCUCAAAUUACUGGCAAUCCCAAUAAAACCUGUACAGCUGUUCAGUGUGAAGAGAGAUUCAGAGACAGAGUAAUGGUGAAUCAGACUGGAUCUCUGACCAUCACAAACAUCACAAACACAGACUCUGGAGUUUACGAACUGAAGAUCAUCAUCAGCGACAGCAGCUUCAGCAUCACCAGAGUGAAGACAUUCAAUGUUAAUGUCACUGCUGUUUCAAAUUCAGGUCUGUCUUCAGGCGCUGUAGCAGGAAUAAGUUGUGUUGUUCUGCUGGUGGUUGCGGCUGUAACUGCUGGUUUGAUUUAAACUUCCCGUGGGAGAUAUAAGAGCACCACAGAAUGGGAAUGAUGUUAAUAAAGACAUUGCUUUGGACACGGGAGGACGAGGCUGCCUACAAAAAAAACAAUGUAAACAUUUAUAAUUUUGAUACUUUCAAUGAAAAGGACGCUAAAGAGAAUUAAGAAAUGAUGGAAAGAAGAGGAUCCAUUGAAACUCUUCAGAGUAAUUGUGUCAUGAGUCCAGGAUUUCAAUUUCAAUUAAUAAUAAUAAUAUUAAUGAAUUAAAGCAUUUAGCCUUAGAGGUGCUGUAUGUAAGUUUUUGACUCUACUAAAGCAUAACAAUACCAUAAUAUGUUUGCAGAUAUUUAAAAAACAUGCUAAGUUAACAUACUUGUUUAUCUGAAAAACAAUGCUACAGUCAGUUAUUCUCCUUUGAAAAUGUGCAUUCCGGGACGGUCCCAAUGUUUAUACUAUCCAUCAUAAAUUCUAUGAGAUAAUGUUCAAUACUAUUUAGGGCAGAUAGGGUGGAUAAUAUGCACAUUGGGACGCAGGCUCUGUCUUUGUUGUGGUUUGUGUAACCCGCCCACUGCCAGUUUACCCAAUUGUAUUUCAGCACCCCGGGUUGCCAGUUGGCAGAAAAAGCAGCAUAUUUAAUUUCAUCCAUCGUCAUGUGCGCUCAUUUCUUUUGGUGAUGUUAAUCUGGCAACCUGUGUGUGCUUCAAGUCUCAGGAGGAGGGGCCGGGUGAAAAAAACCCUCUCCAAUAUAUUGAAUUUGGACUGUAAUACCUAGUUCAACCGCUAAUUGUCAAUCCUACAUACAGCACCUUUAAACAGUAUAUGAGCAAUAAUGUGAGAAACAAAACAACGCAUCACUAGCAAUAGAUCAGUGAUGUUUGAUGUUUUUCAGGAUAUGUAUUUAUCAAAGCUGCUAAAGUGUUAUACUGGAAUAAUGAGCGAUCAUCUCUUUCUUAUCUUUUGCACAAAGAAAUAAUAAUGAGCAUUAUGACAAAAAAUGUUCAAAAACAUGCUUAUAGUGUUCUUCAUGUUUCUAGGCUACUGGUUUUGACUGAAAUUAUUCCGUUACUAAUGUAGCCACUAACACUAACUAGUUGGCUGGACAAGCUACUGUAUAAAUAGGUUUCAUAUGUCCCCCAAAUACACUGUAACCAACACCAGCCUUAAGAUGCCUGGAAAUGAACUGAUUUCUUUUUAAGAUGGUGAUAUAUUUUGCUGAGAUGUUCAGUGCCUUUAACUGGAAUACUGUGUUAAAUGAUUUUUCUAUGGCAUUAUAUUAUGUUCCUUUUUCCUUGUUCUUCUUCUUCUUUUUAGGAUUGGUCUUUUGUUUGAAGCUCAUUUUAUGUAAGAUUUAUAUAUAUUAACCAUGAAUCAGUAAGAACUGGACACAAAUGUUUGUUUUCCCAAUCCUAAAGGUAGUAAUCUGUUAUUGUUUUGUCUCUUGCAAUAUGGCCGGUAUAUAUUCUUUAGACAUUUUCUUUUGUUUUCCUUAACCAUCAGCCAAAGGAUACAGUGCCUUGAAAUAAAACCACACUAUUUUAUUUUCUGAAACAAGGAAAGGGGCUUGAAAGAUCUUUGUAUGUUUAAAUGUUGGCUAUAACGGCUGGAAUCUGUGAGUCUAUAAAAUAUUUUUGUGUUUGUUAUCAGAAAUAACCGUGGACUAAACUCUCAUUGAAACUACUGUAGUAAAACUGAUAAUGUGGUAGACACCACUCAAAAAAAGAAAUUAGAAACAAUGUGAGAGACUAUCUUACACUCUUUAACAAAGCGCCAUAUUAGAGUAUGAACAUUAACUACAGUAACUAUUUUGGGGGAAAGAGUCUAUGAUAACUGUGGUCGGACAGAAUGAAUUACACUAAUACUAGGGCCUGAGCAAAAACAACAUUUCAGACAUGGUUUAUUCUGUAUGAAUAUAAAACUUACUGAUGGGGAAAAUAAAGCUUUUAGAAACUUUGAAUCAAUUUCUUUGCAAAAUGAUUCACUAUUUCGAAACGUUGGUGACACCUACUGGUCAGAAUGGCGUAAAUGCAGUGAAAACUCAGCCCAAACGUGCAUAAAAACACCUUUACAAACCAAUUGCAAAUGUUUUAUUGAAAAUGUAAUCUAUUAAAUAGCUGCUUCUUUUCUUUCUUCAUUUUUGUUGUUUUUGACCAAAGAAACGCACAAUAAAUGUAUUGGAAUCUCCAA